Molecule: messenger RNA, 657 nt
Organism: Penicillium daleae
Lineage: Eukaryota; Fungi; Ascomycota; Eurotiomycetes; Eurotiales; Aspergillaceae
Exons: 1
Coding region: 1-657 (218 amino acids)
Source: RefSeq, a predicted model, not a curated record
AUGUCUUCGCCGCGUGGAACAUCCGCGGGGUAUCCAACGGCAAAUACCCCCAGUCCUCAGUCCGUGGACCAGGGCAACCCUCUGGCCCGCGAUCUCUUUAUGAGAUUGAUGAGACCAGCGGCUCAAUUGAUGAUCUCUCCCAGUGAUCCGGCCCUAACACCUGCCCAACAAGCCGCCAAACACCGCGAGGAGCUCUUCAGCCAUGUCCCCCACGAUGUCCGGAAAGCCAAGCACAGCGUCAGGACUCUACAGCAUGCUUUGGCUGACCCUAACCAAACCUCGACCUCUCCACCUGCCUGGCUCAAGGAUGUGGAUUCAAAGUUCCUCUCAGAGAGAUGGCCGCAAAUUCAAGAUCACCGUCAAGCAAUCGCAACCGCCGCGCAGAAGCAGUCCCGCCUCCGACAACUUGAGCUCGAACUUCAGACCCAAGAAGCAAGAGCCGUGAUGGACAAACUGAAAGAGCGUGGGGCAUUAAAGAAGGAGAUCUGCUUGUCUUACACUGAUAUGGCCGAUCGAAUCUUUGCCGAGGAUGACCCGGACUUGUGGGGAAUACUGCUUGAGAUGUACAAACAGGAGGUUGGAGAAGAUCUGCUGGAGCCUCACACCCCACCAGACCCGCCUGGAUUUUCUGCUUUCCUCGAUGAAUUGCUAUCCUAA